GUACAACGCCAUCUAUUGCAUACCUGUCCUUAUCUUAAAAUGGCGGCAUCAUAUUUUCGGCCGCUUUAUCUUACUUUUAUCUUCCUUAUCACCUUUAUUUUAGUUAACAGCCAAACUCUUAAGAAAUGUAAGGUGCCAAGGCAUUUCCUAGGAGAAUAUUUUACCCACGAGAGGGGUACAGAUAUUACUGCAAUCUUUAGUGCUGACGGUUUAGUAGUAAAGGAGAACACCGAUUAUGAUCAAAAUAGUAAAUGUGUCGAAUUUGCAUUUCUAAAUCACACCAGCUUUCAAAAUCGUUCGGAUGCUCGAAUUCUCUUCUACGAUGCAGCGAAAACUACAUACUUUUGUUGGGAAUUGUAUUUUAGAACAAGAAUGGUUUUGGAAUUUAAACGUAAUAAGUUUAAAUAAAUUUCGCAUGAUUAACAAAUUCUUAUCAAUUUCGUUUUUACAGAGACCAGCAUAGAUCUGCAAAAAUUUGAGAUUAAAACAUUGAAUGACGUUUGCAAAGACAUCUCUCCAGAUUCUAAAUUGCUAACAUUGUUCAAGAUGACUGAAGAAAAAAUUAAUUGCAAAGUUACAAUUGAAGGAUCAUAUCAUUUUACCUACGAAAUAAGUCUCGGUGGUGGUGGUAUCUGUAACUCACCGAGAAGUCAGAUUACAGCCUGUCAAGAGCCAGGUUCUCAGUACAUAGAUAAUGAAGUAUUUAUCAUGAAUUUUGCCAAAUGCAAUGAUGUAUCUACUUCGGUAAACGAAAGAACAAGAUUUCAAUGUUUGGGAUCUUGGCAAACUCCUGACGGUGAUAUAUUUAGUGCUGUAGCAGAUACCAAGUUUGAAACUCCGAGAGAUAGGUACCGAUGUUUAUUAACUAGAAAAGAUGAACAAAAUAAAAACAACAAAGUAAGAUGGUCACUAUCCCGUUGGGCUGGCUGUAGUACGUUGCUUAGUCCUUACGAUGGAGAUAUUCGUCUUGUUUUAAUUCCCGUUCCUUUUGUAAGCAAGCAAAUUUUACCUCUUUGCAAUUUACCAAGAGAUUUUACUGGUACUUGGUUCACAACUGGUGAAUUUGAUACUCAUGUCGUCAUAAAUUCCACCCAUAUAUAUUUCAAUACAAAACUCGAUCAAUAUUCUUACAAGGAGACCUACUUUACAUGUCAAAUGUCCCUUGAUUCCCGCUAUUUGAUGACUGCAACGACAGUUGGAAAGUGUGAAGUUGACUAUGUUUGCUUUGAUUUUGUUCCAAGACAUCAUAAUAUUAUUAGAUGGAGAUUGAGUAAACCCUAUAGACUCUCUUCGGCUGAAAUGGACAGAUCAGAUUAUCUCUUCCGAAAAUUUAGACAAACCUGCACCUGGACCAGUUUUACUAUUAACAGAGAGGAUUUCAAUUGGAAAUAUAACACAUUUGUAUUAAAUCCACCUUCACCUAUUAAUUGCCCAAUUGCCGGGAGAUAUCAGUUUAAGCAGUCUGGUUCAAUUGAAGAGCACUACACAACCAGAGUUCGAGGAAUAACCGAAAGACCAAGACAUCGCAUUGAUUGCAGAGAAUAUGUUACAGAAUUUAAAGUUUGCUCCGGUAAUGCCAAAAAGAUACUUAUUGAUGCCGAAUACUGCGCCACAGUUGAUCAUACCGGUAAGCCAAUUGGAGAAUAUGACAUACCAGACAGAGAAUUAAGUUGCGUUGGGUUUUGGAUGGAGGAUAUGAAGUCUUAUUUGAUAACUUACGAUGAAGAAGAUGCUAUUUCAAAAUUUCGAUGUUGGGUAUAUGAAAGAUUGGAUUGGAGAGAUAUUGUAAUGUCAAGAGCAACAAGAUCAGAGUGUGGUGUUAAUCAAAAUGCAUAUUCUAAUAAUGCUGAUGAAGGAGCCACAUUAGCUUUAACAUUGAAAGAAAAUGAAAGAAUUUUUGAUAGUUGUCCUCAAAAAUUUGAUACUGGAUCGAACCCCUUCAAAAAAGCAGAAGUGCAUCAGAAAGCUAAGCAUUUUAAAUGCCAUAUUUGCCACAAACGACUCUUUACGGCACCGGGUCUAUCAAUUCACUGUAUGCAGGUCCAUAAAGAAAAAAUAGACAAGGUACCCAAUUCACUACCAGGCAGAUCAGAUACUGAAUUAGAAAUUUACGGCAUGGAAGGUAUUCCAGAAGGUGACCUGAUAGCCCAUGAACGAAAUAAGUUGGGGUCUGAAACGCAGGCAGUUCCGACCACUCGGCCUCCGACAGUAACACCACCAAUUGCACCACAAGCUGUUCCGCCUGGAAUUCCACCACCAUUGUUAGGCGCAGCAGCAGCAGCACCGCCACCAAUGGGUAUGCCUCCAAUGGGUUUUCCACGACCUCCGAUGGGUCCAAUGCCAUCCUUGGGUCCAGUCCCAAUGGCAGGAAUGUUGCCAAGGCCUCCACCUAUGUCAGCACCGGUGCAAAGUCAGACAAAUGGUGUAAUAAGUGCACCUCCAAAACCGUUAUUUCCAGCCGCUAAUGCGGCUCCUCCUAUACUAGCUAAGCCAACUUUCCCUGCCUACGGCACACAUACAACGUCUCAGCCAGGAAUAAUUUCCUCUCCUGCCCCUCUUAUUAAGAAACCAGAAUCGAGUUCUGGCUUAAAUGUUAUCCUCAUUCAUCCGGAAGAAGACUUGAGUCUUGAGGAACUUCGGUUUCGUAUGCCUCGUUAUAAAACAAAAGGAGCUGUAACAAUCUCUGCUCCACCAGUUCCAGCAGCUCCUCCACCCAUGAUGGGUAUGAUGGGAAUGCCACCUCCCCCAGGUAUGAUGAGACCACCUCUUGGAGGUUUUUAA
This is a messenger RNA of Dimorphilus gyrociliatus, 2781 nucleotides long. The record is from the annotation of a GenBank genome assembly. NCBI's taxonomy places the organism in Eukaryota, Metazoa, Annelida, Polychaeta, Dinophilidae.